AUGAGUUUCGCCGUCUUCCUCACUGUGACUUCAACGUUUUUUGGACUAGCGCUCUCUGAGUCCACGCGCGCAAUAGAUUCUGAUUUUGCGGACCCAUGUGUGAUCCAAACAAAUGACGGCUACUAUGCAUUUGCUACGAGUGGGAACGGCGUAAACGUCCAAGUUGCAUCAUCUGCUGAUUUCUCAACUUGGGAUCUUCUAUCUGGCACCGACGCCUUGCCCGGCCCUUUUCCAUCAUGGGUCGCAUCAUCUCCCGCUAUCUGGGCACCGGACGUGAAUCAAAGGGAUGACGGGACCUUUGUGAUGUAUUUUUCCGCUGCAACAAGCGAGGACUCGACCAAACACUGUGUCGGCGCAGCCACAUCCACCACCAUUACUGGGCCGUAUACUCCAGAAGAUAGUGCGUUGGCUUGUCCCCUGGGCCAGGGUGGCGCGAUCGAUGCAGACGGAUACAUGGAUGCUGGGACCUAUUACGUCGUUUACAAGAUCGAUGGAAACAGUCUUGAUGGCGAUGGGACUACUCAUGCUACUCCCAUCAUGCUGCAAGCCCUGAACUCAGAUGCCGUCACUCCGAAUGGGGAUCCCAUCCAGCUUCUUGAUCGAGAUGAUGCCGAUGGGCCAUUGAUUGAGGCUCCGAGUUUGGCAAAUGUGGACGGAACCUAUUAUCUUACGUUUUCUUCUAAUAUGUAUGAUACGACCGCUUAUGACGUUAGCUAUGCCACGGCUUCGGCGCUCGGUGGGCCUUACACUAAGGCCCAGGCACCCAAUGCCCCUUUGCUUGUAUCUGGGGACCCCAGUAAUGUGGGGAAUUUGGCAGGACCUGGUGGGGCCGACUUCAAUGCGGAUGGUUCGAAAGUUGUAUUUCAUGCAUUUGAGAAUGGCCAGAACAUUGACAAUGGCCGGGCGAUGUAUGUUGCAGAUAUUGGUGUCUCUGGUGGUGUGAUCACUAUCCAGUAG
Penicillium verhagenii is the source of this 957-nucleotide messenger RNA. Its product is annotated as glycoside hydrolase family 43 protein. The record is from RefSeq and is a predicted model, not a curated record. The transcript is spliced from 2 exons. Gene Ontology annotation, molecular function: hydrolase activity, hydrolyzing O-glycosyl compounds. The coding region runs from base 1 to 957 and encodes 318 amino acids. Gene Ontology annotation, biological process: carbohydrate metabolic process. Lineage: Eukaryota; Fungi; Ascomycota; Eurotiomycetes; Eurotiales; Aspergillaceae.